Messenger RNA from Periconia digitata, 2297 nucleotides. The record is from the annotation of a GenBank genome assembly. NCBI's taxonomy places the organism in Eukaryota, Fungi, Ascomycota, Dothideomycetes, Pleosporales, Periconiaceae.
CCAAGGAUACCAGGCAUCAGCACCUCGUAUUGCUUACAUGGUACUUACCAUACAAACACCCCCUCAACUGCGCCUUGAGACUGGCAGUCUUUUUGCGACUCAAUGAAAAUGGUUCUGGGUUUGCCAUGGACUCAUGGAACAGUGAGGUAGCUCGCGAUCUAUAUGCACCGCUUCAGGGCGUGCUGCCGAUCCGGCUUUUAGAGAUCUCACCUGGAUCAGCAUCUGAGUCUCUACAUUGUCGUCUCAUUCCAACCACCAUUGAAGCAGCACAGGGGCAAUUCGAAGCCACAUCGUAUACCUGGGGCAGCCCCGUAGACCCAUGCACAAUAGAUUGUAACGGAUACCCAUUGAAAAUUCAGCAGAAUGCAUACUACAUGCUUAUGCAUCUUAGGCAGCGAGAUCAGCUCCGUACUGUCUGGAUUGACGCUAUCUGCAUCAACCAAGGCGAUAUACCUGAGAGAUCUAGCCAAGUCAGCGCGAUGCACCUCGUAUAUUCGUUUGCGAAGUCUGUGGUGAUCUGGUUAGGUCCCUCGGAUGAGUCUAGUAGGAUUGCUAUGAGAUUCGCAGCCAGACUUGAUGCGCCAAAAUUCCAACGUGAAUAUGAACAUCAUAAUAGGACAUCACUAGAGAUCGUGGAGGAGAUCCCACGCAAAACUUACAUAUUCGACCCCGAAGCCAAUCCUGACAUUGGCCUUUCGCGGGAAAUUAUUACGUCUUCGGUGAAUUUUAUAUCGCGGCCUUGGUUCGGGCGGGUAUGGGUUCUGCAAGAAGCUGCCGGAUGUAGGGAAACACAAGUUCAGUGUGGCAAGGACGAGAUUGAAUGGAAUCAGCUAUUCUCCCUUGCCUGGAUCAUGAGGUCAGAGAGCCCUGGACGGUUACCGCCAUAUUUGCCAGACACGUUUCCAAUCGUCCAAAGGAAAGCGUUUGCAAUCCUCAAAAUGCAUGACAUCCGGUCCUAUCGCUUCCCUCCCAGUGAAAGGGUUAGUCAUUUUCGGAAGGAUUUCAGUACGAUAUUAAGCAGUGCCCAUCUGCAUGAAGCCACAGAUCCCCGUGACAAAAUCUAUAGCGCAAUGAAUUUGAGCAUCGCUAGAGACAGAAUUAUGGAUACGAAACUCUUCUUCCAUCGAGAAGAGCACUCAGGUGUUACAGGGUAUGCCAAUUGGGGUCUCAAAGUUGAUUACACUAUCCCAUGGGAAAUAUUAUAUGCUGAGGUUUCACUUGAGCUUUAUAAGAGAGGGUAUGUUUCAUUUGUUGCCGACUCGGGAAGAAACAGGCAGCCAGCUGGCUGGGAAUUACCAUCUUGGAUGGUCGACUUCCGCGAGCAGCCAAGUAACACUGAGAUUGCGGAGAGCGCCGACUGGAAAGCUGGAGGCCGCUGCCGUAGCCCAAACCCCAUACCGAACGCUCGAAAUGCCGUCAAGUUCGGGUUCUUGCCCAAGGCUCACAGACGAGUCAUUGAUGUGUCGCACAUGUCAAAGGAGUUCAAAACAUGUAAAAAGAGCUUGAUGAGAUGUCUCGAUAGUUUCAUUGGUCUUCAAAGUCUCAUGCGCGAUGAGAUUGUCUGGACUGGCGAAGUAUCUAGUGAUAUCAAAGAGUCUGAUCCAAGGAGCAACAAAGAAAGCAAGAGUCAAUGCAUCCUGAGGUUUAUAAGCCAAGAGUCCGAUCAGGCGAUGAGCGCCCCCACGAGAAUAAAAGGUCACUACAUGACUGGCGAACCGGUCCUCUCUGCGUAUAAAAUGGCCAUCAUACUCGGUAUGGACCACAUGUCAGAUCGCGUCGAUGAAGAAUUUGUACGGGGGAAUUGGGAUGCUUUCAUAUCCUGGCUGAAAUUGCCGGCCACCGACGAGGACAAUGAAACAACCACGGAACAAUCUCUUCCCCCUUAUGAACUCGCGUCAGCUGCAUCCUCGGUGUGGUUCGAUACUCGUUUUGCCAUCACAACCCAUGGGUACUUUUGUCUGGUACCUGCACUGACGCGUCCCGGCGAUACGGUAGUUAUCAUUCGCGGCCACCAUCUACCAUUAGUCUUGCGACCAUAUGUGUCGCCAAAUCGAAAAAUACCGAUUGUCACAGAAUACUUCGAAUCGAUCGGUAGUGCGUAUGUGCAUGGGAUGAUGGACAAUGAAGCGAAAUGUAUCGUGGAUGAAUUUGGAUACAAGGAGAAUAUGACGGAUGUGCGGCGACAGAAACUGGAAGACGCGAGGGCAAUGGAAGGAGAUGUCUGGGGUGAGCUUGGAUUCGGUGAUUAUAGUGCUGUACUGGAGACAAUUGGACCUUCGUGGGUCAAUAUUGUUUGA